AUGAAAAAGCAGCUUCCUUUGGAGACCUUAGAAGUGUGUGAAGCAGCAAUGGGACUUGUCAAAAGAGCACUGACAAGACUAACAGAUACGCAUGCAGAGACUAUUAAAUGGCUGUUUUACCCUAAAAUAAUUGAGUAUUCUAAGCAGCUGUCUAAAGUCCUUUGUACGUUCAAAGGAAUAGCUUCACCUUUAAAAGUUCCGUAUACAGACCAUAGAAAAUUAAAAUAUUAA
Blepharisma stoltei is the source of this 231-nucleotide messenger RNA. The record is from the annotation of a GenBank genome assembly. NCBI's taxonomy places the organism in Eukaryota, Ciliophora, Heterotrichea, Heterotrichida, Blepharismidae.